AUGGAUCACGCACACAUGUAUGAGUCACCAGGUGUAAGUCAUCCUGCAAUGCAGUCCAUCCCUACAAGAGAUUUUGAACUAAUGCUUCAGAAGCUACUUAGUGCCACUGAUCCAGUACAUGAUGAUGCAAUUGUCGAGAACUUGGCAUCUUUACUUCAAGAAAUCCCAGGGGAUGAGCUUCUGAAUUUGCCAUGCCUCAAGGAGUUUCUGAAAGCAAUGCUGCAGUUUCCAUCAGAUCACCCAAGACAAGUAGAUGCCUGGAAGGUUAUGUUUGCCAUCCUAGAAACAAUCGCAAAGGUUGAUGCUACUUGGGAUGUGCUGAUACAAGAUGUACCUGAGAUUUUAACAAUGAAGAGGUUUUACAAGCAUUUCCAUGUGCUGGAACCCUCCGUCAUUGUUUGUUGGUAUUCCCUCAGCAAGCAGUUUUUGAGACUACCUGGGUGGAAACAGCAAUUCAUGGAAGAAGACUUCCUGUCUCAACUAGUGCACGAUUCAUGCCACAGUAGCCAAUAUGUUGUUCGUCAGUCUGAGGAACUCAUGCAGGCUCUGGUGUUGGAUGAUCCAUCCAUCUUCCCCAAAGUGAUCCUAGAUGCUCAGCUGGACAAGGACCUGAUUGCUUUGAGCAGUUCUGGAAAAUUAUUGAAAGAGAGUACAAGCCUACUUCUUUUAGCAAUGAUGAAGGACAUGCAAGAGAAGAUAAUGGGGGGUGAAUCUGGGAAGAGCCUCUCUAUGCAUGCAGCUAGAGUCCAAUGCCAUUUCCAAGCAGCUGCAAGUGAGCUGUUUGAGAGCAAUCAAAUCAAAGCUAUUAUUUUGCUUGGACUGGAUGUGCUGAAGUCUUGGACAGUCCUUCAUGGUGCAGUUGCCAAGCAUGAAGAAGCUAUUGUAAGUAUCGGCACAGGGAUGCUUGCUAUUCUCUCUUGUCCUCUUCUCACCUAUGUGGAGAGCCGCAUUUCCAAGGAUGAGUGGCCAUAUGCUAGUGAAGGUCUUCAGGAACGUUUGACAUAUCUCAACCAUACCUAUCAGACAUUCCAGGAAGCUCUUCUCCUGUUGAAGCCAACUGAACUGUAUUCUAUUCUUACAUCAUCUUGUCUUACUCUCCAUCAAGCACAUGAUGCCAUUGUUGCUAUACCUGUGAUGAGGGAAAUCAUAUCAUCAGCAGUGAGGGUUCUCCCAUCCCUUCUCCGAAAGGAAAAAGAUGAUUACUUGAUAACAAAGCUGAUAUUUCCUGCCUUCACCCUCCACUUGGCCUUGCUGGAUGUAGAUGGGGGAGACACUGGUGAUUUGAAGAGCAUGGCUGAAUUCAAUGUGGAGUGGAUGGGAACAUUUCUUGUGGAAGUUUUUCGUAUGGGCAGGAACUCUCAGUACAUGUCCAGAAUCUUGGAAUCAAUUGGAUCCUGCCUGAAGCUGUGUGGGGAAUCAUUCAAAGCUGAAGCAAAAAAUUGGAUCCAGCUGAGAGAGGCAUUAAAUUUCUGCCUCCAACAUUCAGACUGGGGUGUAAUAGAUGGGGCUCUACAAGUCAUUGGGAAACUUACUUCCUCACAAGACCUGGAACGGCUCUUGGACAAGAAAAUGAUAGAACUUAUUAGAGAGUGUGUGAACACUGAUGAACCGUAUGUUCGUGCAUCUGCCCUACAAGUUUUCAGGCUUUUUUUGUCUUUUGACUCCAUUGUUUCCCAACAUGGCUUUUCACAGAAGUCAGCAAGGGAGUUGGCCCUAGGGAUCCUGGAGAAAGAUGCAGAGGCGGUUACCCGGCGUGCUGCUGUUGACUACCUAUGCUCUGUAUCUGAUGCUGAAGACCAGGAGAUGUUGUGGCGUGCAUGCCUAGAUUUUGACUGGGAAGUGAAAAUGAAAGUUUUAAACUAUGCUGAGCAACAGUUACAUGACCAGUGUGGUCAUGAUGCUGCUGCAACAUGGGAAAGGUUGUGCAAAAAUGGAGGCCUCUCAAGUCUUUUUGAAUGCCUUAAUGAUGAAGAGACCUGUGUUGCACAAAAAGCUAAAGACAUACUUGCAUUCUUGCAAAAAGAAUUUCAAUCCUUCUCCCUUCCGCAUUCAGAGAUAUCUGCAGAACCUCAACCUCCAGAGUCAAAAAAGCCUUCAUUGAAAUUUGAGGUCUCCCCAUUCAGGGAAGAGGUUGUGUCUUCCAUUUUAGAUGGAUCCGAUUGCUCAUAUGUGAUUUCUCAAAUGAGGUGGGAUUCACUAGACUACACAAACCCUGGAUUUCGAACUGAAGUCAAGUCCAUAAUACCUGCAGAGGGUUUGAGGCAGCUUCGAUCUGUGCUGAUCAAGCAGGAGGAAGAUUUGAAGGCUUCUGGGGAACUCAAAGAUGUUGUAGAGAAUCUCCUCAUUGCAUUCAAAGCACAUGAAUCACAGCAAGACAUUUCAGCUGAUUGUUAUUAGGGAUCCUUGUAAGGCAUGCUUCCUUGAUGCCUGUCUCUCCUGUACUCAUGUGAUAUAAACUACUGUGAUUGUAAUUAAAUAAAAAGAACCCUUGGUUCAUUUCUG
This is a messenger RNA of Darwinula stevensoni, 2502 nucleotides long. The record is from the annotation of a GenBank genome assembly. Lineage: Eukaryota; Metazoa; Arthropoda; Ostracoda; Podocopida; Darwinulidae.